Molecule: messenger RNA, 1029 nt
Organism: Stylophora pistillata
Lineage: Eukaryota; Metazoa; Cnidaria; Anthozoa; Scleractinia; Pocilloporidae
Molecular function (GO): protein binding
Source: RefSeq, a predicted model, not a curated record
UCAGAUCCUAUCCAGAGUUCAGUUCACUGAGCAGCAAACUUUGUCACCAUGGAUAUCCUCAGCAACGAUAAAAGAUGGCUUGUGACUCUUGUUGCCUCAAAUAAGGUCGUGGCCCCAGUUUUACAGGAUAUCGUAAAACAAGGAAUGGACAAGCUUUAUGUUACCCUGGAUAAUUACCUUAGAGGACUAGCGCCCCUAUGCAGUCUACCAACACUGACCUAGGCGGAUGUUUGCCGUCUGGCAGCCACUCCAAAUCUGGCUUCAUCUCUGAAAGACUUGAAUUUUGGAAAUAUUAACAACAAUUCUGGUAUCCAUGGUAAGACCAAAGGGGUCUACAACUACAAUGUAAGCAGUCCAGUUGAUCUUGCUAAGCUGUACCUCCCAUACUGCCUUGCGGUAUUCUCGGCAUUCGACAAAUCUAUGGAUUUGAGUGCCGCUCUUAGACUUUUGGGAUAUAGGAAGUAUCCCAUACAAGUAUUCGGGUCAACUGAUCCCUUGCAAGAUAUUCAGUCACUGGCAGAUGAUGUGAGAAAGAAUGUUUGGAAUCGGGGAAGUCAUUUUAACGAGAGUGACUGGACCCAAAUCGUCUUUGACCAAUGCUUUGACAAGUUGAAGGCUCUGCUACAAUGUCUGCCCCUGCUUCCCGAAAAAAAGAAGGAGCUUUUGGAUCACCUUUCUGCAAGGAAAACAGAUGGUUUCAAGUGGAUUGUUGAUAAUGAUGUCAAAGUCUUACUGGAAAAGUUUCAAAGCGUCAAACUUGCUUCAAUUAAUGACAAAUUGGAUGACAUACCAACUAAGGAUGAGAACGAAAGAGUGAUAACCAAGCUGUUUUCCUUUCACACCAGUAUGAUAGACAGAUUUGAUAGAAUGGAAUGCUUAAUUCGAAAAGUUAAUCGCAGGCUAGAUGGCUUGAGUUUCAGUGCUCUAAAUCAAGAAAGUAGCAAGAGUGUUCCCUCUACAGAAUCUAGCGUUUUAUCUGCAAACGCAAGUUACACAGGAUUACGCCAAAUGAGGGAUAAGGUAACGUAA